GACGUAAAUAAGUAUUUUUGAGUUUGACUGUCUAGAACCGUUAAAAUGGAAAUAUGCGGCAGCAUAUUAACAAAUAGCAACUACACAAUAUUCCAGUUAAAGUGCAUGUAUUGCCCAAUCGAAAGCAACCUGCAAGACUGGCAUCAGUUUGUUCUGCAUACACGCCAAGCUCAUCCUAUCGACGAUGCCGAUGGUUCACUAAGCGACCAAUGUGAAAAUGAAGAAUGCCCUAAGGAAGAGCCCGACGAGCCUUACGAAGUCAGCAAAAAUGUAAAAGAGGAAAAUCCCACAUGGCAGCAGGAUGAUGAAGAGUUUUAUUUCACUGACGAUGCCAUGAAGCAAGAAGUAGAGCCACAUUCACCCAUAGAAACUGAUUCUCAUAUGUCUCCGACUACUGCUAAUAUUGUAGAAUCCAAUGAUGAGGAUAGAUACACCGAUAGGAAGGAAUCUGAAAGUCAGGAAUUGGACUGUAUGCAAAAAGUUGAAGAGGACACAUCAGAUUAUAGCGAUAGCUAUAUUGACGAUGAAGAUAUUGAAGACGAUUACACGGACUCGGAUGAUCAACCAGACGAAGAGAAGCCGACAGGUAGCAGAGCUAAUCCCAUGACUCUAAAGCGCAAGCUGAAAAUAUCAUUUACGAGGCAAAACCCGCGAGUACUGCAUUUCAUCGCUGAAGUCAAGAAUCAUCCAUGCUUGUGGAACCCGAACGAUAAAUUUUUCAAGACUAAGAUGGCCGAAAGUGAAGCUUACAAUGAGAUAAUUGCAGGAAUGGAUAAAAAAGUGAAUGUGUUAUUCACUGAAUAUGAGUUGAAAAAAUCGUUAAAGCAAUUGUUUAAGCAAUAUACAAUGGCAAGGCAAAUGGCGUCGGAAGGCCAACUGACCGGAGUAGCUGCCCGUUACCUACGCAAAUGUAAAUUUCUGUCGAUCAACGAUUAUUCUGAGGAAAGUGUAGCCGACGACGAAUCCAAAUCAGACGUAAUACAGCUAAACUUCAAGGAGAUUAAUCAUAUGACAACGACUUUUAUCGAGACCUAUGCCAGUUUUCCAGUGCUAUAUGACAGUUCCGUACCAACCUUCAAGUCGCUGGAUGCACGAACUCAGGCGUACAUUGAGAUAGCUCAACUGUUGGCGCCAGAGAUUCACGUGAAUGAAACUGAAGUUUAUAUGGCCAUAAUGCGUCUGCGUAAAUGGACAAAUAUGACUUUGCGGCGGGUGAAGUCAAAGGAAUUGCGGCGCCCUUGCUCGAAAUCGGAGCUACAUUAUCUGCAAUUGUGCAGCUUUCUUCCAUCCAAAUCGGAAAGCUUCGUCAUUACCUGUGAACUGUGCAAUAAACGGUUCUUCCUUGAUUACAGUCUACGUGCCCAUAUGGUCAAGGUGCACGAUAUGGGUGAGCUGCCCUUUCUUUGCUCGCAGUGUCCGCGUCGCUUCGAGAAGGCGCAUGAUAUGGAGCGACAUAAGUUGCGGCAGCAUUGUGAAAAGUUGCUUAAGUGCGAAUACUGUGAUAGCACGUUUUCAAUGAAAACUGAUCUGACAGUCCACACUCGUGUCCAUACGGGUGAAAAGCCAUAUGUAUGCGAGCUGUGCGGCAAAUCCUUUAGACUGAAACUGCUGCUCGAUUAUCAUAUUAACGGGUUUCAUUUGAAUCUGCGGCCAUUUGAAUGCGAUAUAUGUAACAAUACGUAUCGUAAGAGAGUCCAGUUGAAGAACCACAUGAAAGGACAUUUGAAUAUAAAGGAUAAGAAAUGUGAAAAAUGUGGAGCAGCGUUCUCCUGUCCAACCAUCCUGUCUCGGCACCGCAAAACUUGCUGUGGUGUUAAAGGAUUAAGAAAAUAACCUAAAUUUGAAUUCU
Molecule: messenger RNA, 1849 nt
Organism: Drosophila navojoa
Lineage: Eukaryota; Metazoa; Arthropoda; Insecta; Diptera; Drosophilidae
Product: madf and zinc finger protein 1
Biological process (GO): regulation of DNA-templated transcription
Molecular function (GO): DNA-binding transcription factor activity, RNA polymerase II-specific; RNA polymerase II cis-regulatory region sequence-specific DNA binding
Source: RefSeq, a predicted model, not a curated record